AUGCUGAGUAUGGCACCUGCUUCUCCCCCAGCCUCUGUGCAGGUGAUGAACAGAAAGGUCCAGUCAGUCCAGGCAGGAGGAAAUGUUACUUUAUCAUGCCGGUCAGUCACAAAAGAAGAUGUGAUACAGGUGACAUGGCAGAAAGAGACGGAUGGGACUGAAGACAACAUAGCAACUUACAGUACGAUUAAUGGCCAAAAAAUAGCCAAGGCCUAUGUAAGCCAUGUGAGCUUUGCCCACAGCGAGUUACAAGCCUCAGCCAUCUCCCUUGAUGGAGUCACCCUCCAAGAUGAAGGAUGCUACAAAUGCAUCUUCAACACAUUUCCCUCGGGGGCUGUCACUGGCAGGAUGUGUCUCAAGGUUUAUGCCAUCUCAGACCCCAGAGUGGAAACAAAACUUAUAUCCAGUCCAGACAAAGCUGAGGAUUCUGAGAAAAUGGUGGGGAUGAGCUGCUCAGCAACAGGGAAACCAGUUCCAAAAAUAACCUGGCACCUCCCCAGCAUACUGCAGCAGAAACCAAAGGAGUACCACAUAAAGUUCAGCAACCAGACCGUGACUGUCAUCAGCAAUUUUACCCAUACCCACUCCAAAAUCCUUUGGGAGUACCCCAUCACCUGCAUGAUCCAACAUCCUUUUCUAAAUGUGACCCUGGUCCUGCCCACAGACAGCCUGGAGCAGGGUCCAGACAGCAGCAUGGCAUCGGCCAUUGCCAUUGCACUGGGGGUCCUGGUCCCCCUGACCUCCCUUCUCAUUCUCACCUGCCUCUUCUUCCACUGCCUCAGGCACCUACGUGAUGCAGAGAGAAACCCAACCUGGCCCUGCUGGGUAGGUCUGCCUUUCCUCAGGGUGCUGCAAAAUUCACUCCCACAGGUCUUGAGGUUCAAUACCAUGACCUGGCUUUGCCCAGCCACACAAGGGCUGCCUGCACACUGCCCAAGCCAGGCUGAAACUGGGCUGGAGAGGGACACAGGAAUGAGCCCCCAGUCAGACAGCUGGGAAGGGGAAACCUGA
Melospiza georgiana is the source of this 1011-nucleotide messenger RNA. RefSeq names its product OX-2 membrane glycoprotein-like. Bases 1 to 1011 code for a protein of 336 amino acids. The transcript is spliced from 3 exons. The record is from RefSeq and is a predicted model, not a curated record. Gene Ontology annotation, molecular function: cell-cell adhesion mediator activity. Gene Ontology annotation, biological process: regulation of immune response; negative regulation of macrophage activation. Lineage: Eukaryota; Metazoa; Chordata; Aves; Passeriformes; Passerellidae.